Messenger RNA from Scophthalmus maximus (turbot), 5352 nucleotides. RefSeq names its product atrial natriuretic peptide receptor 1-like. Bases 737 to 3937 code for a protein of 1066 amino acids. Gene Ontology annotation, biological process: receptor guanylyl cyclase signaling pathway; protein phosphorylation; cGMP biosynthetic process. Gene Ontology annotation, cellular component: membrane. The transcript is spliced from 22 exons. Lineage: Eukaryota; Metazoa; Chordata; Actinopteri; Pleuronectiformes; Scophthalmidae. Gene Ontology annotation, molecular function: protein kinase activity; peptide receptor activity; ATP binding. The record is from RefSeq and is a predicted model, not a curated record.
CUCAGACCAGCGGAGCCUCUCAGACGUGAUGAAUCUCGGCAGGUGAGCGACGUGCGGCCGGAUGCUCACCUGUGUCGUCCCGCUCGGCUCCUUCACGUGAUGUCCCCUGUCCUACCUGUCGGACCACACCAGGGUCGUGGUUCGGUUCGGCGUGCUGCCCUCCUGCUCCCGGUCUGAUCCAUGCGCAUUGCGCGCGAUGCGGGUGACUCUACUUUGCGCCGGCUGCGCAGCGUCGACGGGAACGUGAACACGUGCACGAGGUGAGAGACGUGACGUGACACGUUGGCGUCAGAUCGUGGAACAUUGUCCGAGCUGCGUGUUUCCAGAGACGGUGACGCGCGGGUGAACUUCCACUUCGACACUUUUCCUGAAACAGCAGCUGCAGCCACGAGAGUCGGUUUCCACGAUUACAACCGGACACCUCCCUCCGUGACCAGAGGGAACGGGACCGGGACCGGGAUCGGGAUCAGGACCGGGAUCAGGACCGGGACCGGGAUCAGGACCGGGAUCAGGACCGGGACCGGGAUCAGGACCGGGAUCAGGACCGGGAUCAGGAUCGGGACCGGGACCGGGAUCAGGGCUGCGGGUCGCAGUCAUGCCUGGUUGAGUCAACGACUCUCCAGUUUUUAAAAAUCAGCCACAUUUCCAGAGGGCAUGGAGAGAAGAGAGGACCCGCUGAGGUCACAGGGAUAAAUAAUUCAGCGGUGGUGGAAGUGCAGUUCCUGCUGGGCAGAGGAUGGCCUGCUGGAGGCAGGGCGCCACCCUCCUGCUGGUGCUGCUGGUCCUGCAGCCGGUCGCCGGGCGAUCGUCUCGCCACCGCAGUUUGAGACGUCUGACCCGAGGGCACCACGAGCGCCGGCCGCACCAGAACAUCACGCUGGCUGUCAUUUUGCCACAGAGCAACACAGAAUACCCGUGGGCUUGGCCUCGCAUCGGUCCCGCCCUGGAGCGGGCUGUUAGAACCGUCAACGCCGACCCCACCCUGCUCCCCGACCACCACCUCACCUACGCCUUCAAGAACAGCGAAGACAAGGACGGCAUCUGCUCCGAGUCCAUCGCCCCGCUCAUGGCUGUGGACCUCAAACUGGCCCACGACCCGUGGGCUUUCAUCGGGCCCGGCUGCUCCUACACCUCCUCCCCUGUCGGCCUCUUCACCACCCACUGGGAUGUCCCCAUGGUUACAGCAGGCGCUCCGGCCGUGGCCUUCUACGGUGGGGUUUACCCGUCCAUCACCAACACGGGCCCCACCCACAAGAAGCUGGGGAAGUUUGCGCUGCGGAUCUGCGAGCACUUUGGUUGGCGGGAGCACGUGAUGCUCAUGUUCAGCGACAACAAGGUGGACGACCGGCCGUGUUACUUCGCCGUGGAGGGUUUGUACACGGAGCUGAAGAGCAUCAACAUCACCCUGGUGGACCGCGUGUUCGAGGAGAACAAGCCGCCAAUCAACUACUCCCAGAUCCUGUUGGACAUUCAGAACGACGGCCGAGUGAUGUUCGUCUGCUGCUCGCCCGACGUCUUCAGGAAGCUGAUGGUCCAGUUCCGGCGUGCGGACCUCCCUCACGAGCAGUACGUCUUCUUCUACAUCGACGUGUUCGCGGACAGCCUGAACUCCAAGCACCGGCAGCCGUGGGCCCGCGGAGACGAGGACGACGCCGUCGCCAAGGAGGCCUUCCAGAGUGUGAAGAUCUUGACGUACCGAGAACCUCAGAACGUCGAGUACAGAGACUUCGUCAACAACCUGAAGACGGACGCCAGGAAGAUGUUUAACUUCACCAUCGAGGACACGCUGAUGAACAUCAUUGCUGGAGGCUUCUAUGACGGCCUGAUGCUCUACACCCACGCUCUGAACGAGAGCAUGUCCGCGUCCGGCGGUCGACCUCCGGGCAAAGUGGUCACCAAGAGGAUGUGGAAUCGAACCUUCCAAGGUGUGACGGGCCUCGUCCACCUGGACGAGAACGGAGACCGAGAGACGGACUUCGCUCUGUGGGACAUGGUCGACGCCAACACCAGCACCUUCCAGAUAGUUUUGGUGUACAACAGUUCCGAGGAGCAGCUGACGGUCAUACCUGGGACCACGCUCCACUGGCCGGGCGGAGCUCGUCCCCCCGACGUUCCCGUCUGCGGCUUCAAGAAUGAAAACCCCGUCUGCGUCGCGAAAACGAUCACGAUCCACCAGAUGGUUUCCAUCGUGCUCUUCUUCAUCUUCACCAUGACGCUCACCGUCACCGUCUUCGUCUACAGGAGGAUGAAACUGGAGAAGGAGCUCGUGGCUCAGCUCUGGAGAAUCAGCUGGGACGACAUUCAGAUGAGCAACAUGGACAAAGUUCUGCGCAGCGGCAGCAGGAUCACACUGUCACUGAGAGGAUCGAACUACGGCUCCCUGAUGACAGCAGAUGGAAACAUGCAGGUGUUCGCAAAGACCGGUUACUACAAGGGAAACAUCAUCGCCAUCAAAUACACCAACAGGAAGCGAGUGGAGCUGAACAGGGAAGUUCUGUUUGAGCUGAAACACAUGCGCGACGUCCAGAACGAACAUCUGACUCGUUUCAUCGGAGCUUCUGUCGACCCCCCGAACAUCUGCAUCAUCACAGAGUACUGCCCCCGAGGCAGCCUGCAGGACAUCCUGGAGAACGACAGCAUCACUCUGGACUGGAUGUUCAAAUAUUCUCUCAUCAAUGACAUCGUGAAGGGCAUGGUCUUCCUCCACAACAGCGUUAUCCUCUCUCACGGUAAACUCAAGUCGUCCAACUGCGUCGUGGACAAUCGCUUUGUCCUGAAGAUCACCGACUACGGUCUGUCCAGCUUCCGCUUCGACGGCGACUCUUGGACCGACGCUCACGCCUACUACGCCCAGCGACUGUGGAUGUCUCCGGAGCUGCUCAGGUCGGAGGCUCCGCCCCCUCAGGGAACACAGAAAGGAGACGUCUACAGCUUCGGCAUCAUCCUCCAGGAGGUGGCGCUGCGCCGAGGAGCCUUCUUCCUGGACGGAGACCCGCUCAGCGCCAAAGAGAUCGUGGACCGGGUGGUUCUGGGCGAGUGGCCCUGUCUGAGGCCGAGCGUCGACCCGCAGAGUCACAGUCCGGAGCUGGGUCAGCUGAUGCAGCGCUGCUGGGCUGAGGAGCCGACGGAGAGGCCGGAGUUCAGCCACAUCCAGCUGCUGCUGCGCAAACAGAACAAGGAGUCAAGGACCAACAUCCUGGACAACCUGUUGUCCCGGAUGGAGCAGUACGCCAACAACCUUGAGGAGCUGGUGGAGGAAAGAACUCAGGCCUAUCACGAAGAAAAGCGCAAAGCCGAGGCUCUACUGUACCAGAUACUACCACAUUCAGUAGCAGAACAGUUGAAACGUGGUGAGACGGUUCAGGCCGAAGCCUUCGACUCCGUCACCAUCUACUUCAGCGACAUCGUGGGCUUCACUGCCAUUUCUGCAGAGAGCACGCCAAUGGAGGUGGUGACGCUGCUCAACGACCUCUACACAUGUUUCGAUGCCAUCAUCGACAACUUUGAUGUUUACAAGGUGGAGACCAUCGGCGACGCCUACAUGGUGGUGUCCGGGCUGCCGGUCAGGAACGGGAAGCUGCACGGCCGAGAGAUCGCCCGCAUGGCGCUCGCCCUGCUGGACGCCGUCCGCACCUUCAGGAUCCGCCACCGAGCAGAGCAGCAGCUGAGACUGAGGAUCGGAAUCCACAGCGGCCCAGUGUGUGCAGGAGUGGUAGGCCUGAAGAUGCCACGAUACUGUCUGUUCGGCGACACUGUCAACACGUCGUCACGGAUGGAGUCCAGCGGCGAAGCGCUGAAGAUCCACGUGUCGGCGGCGACUCGCGACGUCCUGCUGGAGUUCAACUGCUUCCAGCUGGAGCUGAGAGGAGACGUCGACGUCAAGGGCAAAGGCAAGAUGACCACCUAUUGGCUGCUGGGCGAGAGCGACGGCCAAUGACCACAGACCCCCACGGACUAGAGGAGGAGACGAAGAACACGUCCGGUGGUCUCUUCAUCCUGCAGAUGAUCGGACUCAUCGCCUCCCAAGUCCACCUGGGUGGUUUCAGAUUCCACAACGUGGGAGGAAGAGAGCAGCGGUACAUUAGUAUCUCCCGUCGGAUGUGGACGGGAGAUGGAUCACGGAGGCUGAAACCUGCAGAACCAGAUAGAACGGACUCUGAAUGUUCUGUGGUCCAGGUCUUUUAAUAUGUUACACCUUUGCCAUUUAAAUUGAGUUUUAGGAAGAAAAUCUGAAUUUGUGUUUCUUCACAGCUGACUUGAAUUCCCAUGUCCAGAAACCACAUUAUUUAACAUCUACUUUGGUUUUUCUUUUUUUUUUACUUUGGUCCAUGGCCCAUCUGCUAACAUAAAGGGGGCGGGGCUUAUGAGCUAUACUGCAGCCAGACACCAGGGGCGAUCAGGAUGAUUUGGCUUCACAGCACAACUUCCCCACCUCCAGCUCAUGAGCCUCACCAUGAACCUCUUGGGACUGAUCCCAAGUAGUGAAUGAGAAGAAAUAAAUAAAAAUGAAUUUAUUUGUGUGCAGCUGUUCAGGAGUUAUUUUGAGAAUGGCCGUUUUUCUGUAAAUGUACAAAAUGUCCCUGUGAUUUUAAAGGAGCAGUGCGUAGGAUUUAGUGCCCUCUAGUGGGGAAGUUACAGAUUUCUCUGGGUUUGUCACUUCCAGGCUACUGUAUAAAAACAUGGCGCACUCCCUGGACCUGCGGUCAUGUCGAUAUGAGGGCUCUGUGAAAUCAACUAACACAAAACUAUUCUUUAGUUUCAGUUGAUAUUACCUCUUAUUACAAUGUUAUUUCGACAGUAGAUCCUCCCGCAUUCUUCACACUGGACGUUUUAAAAGUUUUGUUUGAGUUACAUUAGGGAACGGCACGUACUUGUUUCACACUCGGUACAACACUUGGUCUUCACGUCAACCAGGCUAAGUUCUUCCUCACAGAGGCGUGACAGCACAGGGAGCUGAGACCCUGUUUGCAGGCUGGACAGGCGGGGAUCAAACCCGCGACCCCCAACACCCCGAAGCUGCAAACGGGACAAACGCACUGCAGCUGUUAAGCGGGAACAAAAAAUAUUUUCUUGGACUCGUCAGAGAAUGGACGGAUUCCUGAAGUGAAAAAUGUAAACGUGUCUCAAUGUACAAAAUAUCUGAUAUUUUUUAUAUAUUGUGUCAUUAAAGUGGACUAGACGAGGAAAGUUAGAGCCUCGUGUAGGAGAGCAGUCUCAGAAUAUUUUGGGAGAAUUGUCUUGAACAUAAGCAUUUUGUAUGUGAAGUGUUCACCUGUAACCUGCGACCAUUUAAAGACUGUCAGCUUUGUGCCGUCAGUCGUUUUGGUAAAAAUUAAAAAUUUUGAUGUUUGA